UGCGGGUGGGAGGGAUGGGACACGCUCGACGCCGCGGCGGCCAGCGCUGGCUGGCCCAGACAUGGCAGCAGCUUAUGUUAAGGAGACACGGAGCUCAGCAAAUAUACGGAGAGCAGCAGCGGCCUGGCGCGCGCGCGGAUCAACGGCAGAGGAUGUUGGCGAGCGGCUGCUGGGACUGGUGCUGCGCCAUGGGCAGCAUCAGAGCGGCGGCGCUGGGUACGGAGGCGCAGUCACGUGCACAUGUCCCGCGUGCAGACGCGUGGCAGCUGCGGCUGGCGGGGGUUCAGCGUUAGGGGGGAGUGGAUGGGGCUUUACAGCGGGGCACGCCCCGACGCUGCUCAGCCGGGAGGGUUCAGCCAGCGGGCGCAGCCUUGGCAGCCGGAAUCUAGCCUCAGCACUGGACAGCUCCUCUAGCUGGGUUAUAAAAGUGCCACGGUCGAGGGAUACCCAGCCUGCAAAACACGCCAGCACGGCAUUGCCCCCCCCCCCCAGCGUGCAGCUCGAACGUCCUGUCCUUGCCUCCGCAGUCCAGGCAUUCGUGUGACGCCUUGGUGCGGGUGAACUUGUUCGUUUUGGGGUCAAGCUGAAUAAUGGGUACCGCAGGCUGCCGUUGCAACGGGCUUGGGCUUAGCUUCCGUCAGGUCCCGCACAGCCGUCCUCAAAGCUUGAGUGUAAGGAACACGGAAA
Messenger RNA from Chlamydomonas reinhardtii, 687 nucleotides. RefSeq lists its product as uncharacterized. The record is from RefSeq and is a predicted model, not a curated record. NCBI's taxonomy places the organism in Eukaryota, Viridiplantae, Chlorophyta, Chlorophyceae, Chlamydomonadales, Chlamydomonadaceae. Bases 75 to 293 code for a protein of 72 amino acids. The transcript has a single exon.